ACAGAGACAGAGAGGGACAGAAAGGGAAAGAGAAAGGGAGAGAAAGCUAUGGAGUCAUUUCCAGUAAUUAACAUGGAGAAGCUCAAUGGUGAUGAGAGAGGAGCCACCAUGGAGUUGAUUAAGGACGCUUGUGAGAACUGGGGCUUCUUCGAGCUGGUGAAUCAUGGGAUAUCACAUGAGCUGAUGGACAAGGUGGAGAGGCUAACGAAGGAGCACUACAAGAAGUGUAUGGAACAGAGGUUCAAGGAAUUGGUGGCAAGCAAAGCCCUUGAAGGUGUUGAAACUGAAAUUGAAGACAUGGAUUGGGAAAGCACCUUCUUCUUGCGCCACCUUCCUGAGUCCAACAUGUCCGAAAUCCCUGAUCUCGAUGAUGAUUACAGGAAGGCAAUGAAGGAAUUUGCUGUAGGAUUGGAGAAAAUGGCGGAACAACUACUGGAGCUACUCUGUGAGAACCUGGGUCUGGAGAAAGAUUACCUGAAGAAAGCCUUCUGUGGAUCCAAGGGCCCAACUUUUGGGACAAAGGUUAGCAACUACCCACCCUGUCCUCGCCCUGAGCUGAUCAAAGGGCUGCGUGCCCACACCGACGCCGGAGGCAUCAUCUUGCUCUUCCAGGACGACCGUGUCAGUGGCCUUCAACUGCUCAAGGACGGUCAAUGGGUCGAUGUCCCUCCCAUGCGUCACUCCAUCGUUAUCAAUCUCGGUGACCAACUCGAGGUAAUCACGAAUGGAAAAUACAAGAGUAUUAUGCAUAGGGUGAUAGCCCAAACUGAUGGUAACAGAAUGUCGAUCGCAUCGUUCUACAACCCUGGUAGUGACGCAGUGAUAUACCCAGCACCCGAAUUGGUGGGUAAGGAUGAUCAGGUGGAAGUGAAUUCCGAUGAUCAGGUGGUGUAUCCAAAGUUUGUGUUCGAGGACUACAUGAAGUUGUACGCAGGGCUUAAGUUCCAAGCCAAGAAACCUAGGUUUGAGGCCAUGAAGACCAUGGAAUCCACUGUCACCUUGGGAGGUCUCAUUGCCACAGUUUAAAGAUCAAGUUGAAUACAUGCAUUUAUAAUUAU
Telopea speciosissima is the source of this 1058-nucleotide messenger RNA. Its product is annotated as 1-aminocyclopropane-1-carboxylate oxidase-like. The transcript is spliced from 6 exons. The record is from RefSeq and is a predicted model, not a curated record. Lineage: Eukaryota; Viridiplantae; Streptophyta; Magnoliopsida; Proteales; Proteaceae. Bases 49 to 1026 code for a protein of 325 amino acids.